AUGGGCACCUGCACAGCCAGCGGUUCAGUCAUAGACAUGUUCAUUGUUGAGCAGCAGCUUGCCAACGCUGUGCGAGACAUUGACGUCGAUUUCGACUGGGAUGCUAGGCCGCACUUCCCUGUUGUGCUGGAUCUGCCGCCAGAUUUUGGAGAGGCCAAGGCAGUGUUGCGAGAAGGCUUCGCCUCGGCCUACGCGCACUGGGCCAGCGCCGCCGAGCUCGAGCUAGCGCAGUGGACGGCCGCCAAGAUUCGCGAGCGCAAGUCGUUAGCAGUAUUCGAUCUUAUUUCCCGUGUGGUGCGUGCCAAGCCGCAGCAUGUGAUGCAGAACGAGUGCACGCGCACGCUCAUCAAAGAUAUACAGCAUUAUAUCAUGCCCUUGCACGCUGAUUUCGAGGCCGAAGCUUUUUGUUGCAGCAAGAUAGCUGCCACGGUCGCGCAGCUGCUCUCGUUCAAGGCCAGAGCUGACGCAUGCGCCAAGAAGGUCAUUUCAGAUGUGCGGUCAGCCAACGCCAGCUCUUGGAAGGAGUGGGUAGACAAGGCCCUCGACAAGGGGGCCAAGGCCGCACACAAGUUCAUUAAGGAGCGUACCAAAUGGGAGCCUGACACGGUGGUCAUCGAGGGUAAGCUCACAGCCUCCAUACAGGGCACCCUGGACACCUACAAGGCCAAGUUCGGGAACUUUUGGGAGCCCUCGGUCGAGCCCCUCCACAGGGACAACAACCUCCACGAGCCCAUCGGGAUCCCCUCAGUAGAAGCUCUCAGGGACCUCUCCAAGAGUUACUCCAAGUCCUCGGCCGUCUCCCUCGACGGGUUCCACAUGAGGCACCUUAGUAUGUUAUCUGAUGAGGCCCUUGAGGCCUUUGCCAGACUCAUCUACAUCUCCGAG
Messenger RNA from Prorocentrum cordatum, 885 nucleotides. The record is from the annotation of a GenBank genome assembly. Lineage: Eukaryota; Dinophyceae; Prorocentrales; Prorocentraceae.